CUUGGAGGCUACAGGGCACCCGGCACCAGAGAGAGCCCGGAGAAGGUCCAGGGGAGCUUUUUAGGCGCCGCGAUCCCUCCCCGGCCAGCUGAGCGUUGCCCUUGGACACGGGACGCAAACACUCGCGGACUCGUGGAGCUCCGAGAAGUCUCGGCACUGACCCCACGCGACGCGUUCUCGCUUGGACAGCCACAGCCCCAGUUCCCACGCUUUUCCAGUACCAGCCCCUCCGGAACCAGCCCCUCCAGACCCAGCCUCGCGGAAGCCGUGUAGCUCCGGCCAGACUAUGGCCAGCUCCGACUCCGAGGAGAGCAGCCUCGACACCCAGGAGGAGAGUUACAGCAGCCUUAGCUUCAGUCGCAGCUGCAGCCGCAGCCCCAUCAGUGCCUUCGAGGGCGAGUCCAGCAGCCAGCUGUACGAUGACAGCCUCGCGCCACAGAGAAAUCUUGGGAUUCCCAGGGCACUCAGUACAUAUAGAAGAGAGUCAUCAUAUUCCUUCCAGGAAUUCCCUAGGGAACAGAUCAUUCAAAGUUUUCCAAGAUUAUAUAUUGGAAUUGAUGCCUCAGUGCAGACAGAUGCCAGCUGGCUUCAAAGUCGAGCCAGGAAAAGACAAAAAGCAAUGGAAAACCAAUCCCAGAAGAAGAGUGACAAAGAAGCAAGAAGGAAAAAAAAACUAAAAAAAAUAAAGGGUGCCCUACGCAAAUUAGCAACAAUCCGUGUUUUUACUUCUUCUAUCUCUAGGCCAGUAGAGGUCACUCCUAGCACUUACUGCCCCUUACUCCGAGCUCGAUGGACAAUGAAUAAGAAAAUACAAGACUUGGAGGUUUUGUGUAACAUGGAGUUUACAGAUGACUUCCAAAUGUUUUUUGAACCAUUGUUGGAAACACUCCCACACGUUGGGCCACCAGCCAUUCUAGCAUAUAAACCAGAGCCUCCUCCACAGGAUGUCACAUUCAAGUGGCAAGUGGAGCCUCCUGCCUGCUGUGAGUUUUGUGGGCGUGAACUGGGAUCAUUUCCUUCCCUGGAUAAUGUUGAUUUUGACUCUGGACAUUCUGCGAAUCUCUUUUGUUGUCUUGAGUUCAAGAGGCUGUUUGAAUAUAUUCUCCACGAAAGGGAAAUAUUGAAAACAAUGCAACCACCAUUAGAGUUAAUCCCCAUUGGUCCUCAUCCAGCCUUUGGCAGUGAACAGGAAAAAAUAAGGGCCAAAGAAAAGGCCUUUCGGAGAGAUUGGGGAAGAAAGGAAGGAGAGAUGGUGAAGAGGGGAGAGAGAGAGAUGACCGAUGGCUGGAGAAGACAACAAGAGAGACAGAUGACUAGAACCUUUGCAUUCAUGUCAAUGGAGCCUGAAGACGUUAAUUUAAAGCAGGUUAGGACAAUAAAUUACCACCUUUCCCGGGACCCCACAGCAAAAAGGAAAACUCCAGAAGACUUUAUUAAAACACUGGAAGAUCGAUGUGUUUUGACUAUUGAUUGUGAUCAAAUUUGGACAUUACCUGGCAUACGGAAAGUAGAAAAGGAGUUCCUUAAAAAGAACUACAAAAAUGGAAAAAAGUUCCUGACCAUGUUUCCAGAUGGCACAGCCCAAAUAUUCUACCCUUCAGGAAACUUAGCAGCAAUCGUUGUGAACAACAAGGUAAAAGGUUUCACUUGUGUGAUCCAAGAUGAUGCGAGCGAAAAAGCUGCAAUUAGGGCAAUAUUUAAUUCCAGCGGCAAAAUCACCUGCUACUAUCCCAACGGAACCAUCUGGGUUAACAUCAAUCUCUUUGGAGGGCAACUUUCUGACCAAGAAGGCAACAGGCUGCGGGUUUGGAAGUGGUCCAGCACCAAAAUUACACCAAAGCCCAUUGUUUCGUUUAAACCAAUAUUUUUGGCUUUAAACAAUUAUCUGGGUGUCCGGAUUUUGGAUCAAGACAAGAUCAUUGUCUCUUUUUUAGCGCUGGGGAAACAGGCAAGAAUGAACUUGGGGACGAAGCUACAGAUCCUGGUUCAUGAAGAAGUGCCCAAUCUCCGCUAUUUCACUGAUGAGGACCUUUUUCUGCUUGCAAUCAUCAUAAGGAUUCGACGUUUGCUGAGCAAAAUUAAUCUGUGUAUUGCCUUUCCUAACAUUGAGAAUUGGUAUAAAAUGAAGACGCCUCCCUACCUUGCAACUCGUGCUAUGAGAUUACUCUCCCUCUGUCACUAUUAUGAAUUGGACGAUGAAGCAAUUUCUGCAAUAACUGACAUAUUAAAUGAACCAAUUUAACUAAGA
This is a messenger RNA of Monodelphis domestica (gray short-tailed opossum), 2248 nucleotides long. It is a transcript of the gene ERICH6, whose product is annotated as glutamate rich 6. The record is from RefSeq and is a predicted model, not a curated record. NCBI's taxonomy places the organism in Eukaryota, Metazoa, Chordata, Mammalia, Didelphimorphia, Didelphidae.